AUGCUGGAACUACAGCUAACAUCCGGUGAGAGCGAAAACUUCUUCCACGUUACCGUCACUGGCCAGCUCGAAUCGGCCCGCUUCCCGAUGGGUCCGGACGGUAGUGGACUGUUCUGUCGGUACGAUAUAGUGGCCGGUCCGGACUGGGAGCUAGUGUCCGGGCUACGAUCAGCCGUUACCCAGAGUGCACGUACCGAAUCCGACUACCGCACGGUAGUGUUUAAUAUGCCGAUUGAGUUUACGAUGAAGUCUACCAACCCGUACGGUUGGCCCCAGAUCGUCUUCAGUCUGUACGGUGCGAACAUUUGGAACGUGGAAACGAAUCGUGGAUAUGCGCGGUUACACUGUCCACUCGGUGGCAGUGGCAACGGUUCAUCGGCGGAACGUACCCUACGGGCACCGCUCUUCAUCCCGAAGUACUCCAACCUGUGUUCGGCUGCGAUGAGCUGGAUCAGUGGCGUUAAUCCGGAAAUGCGCGAUCCCAAGAUACUGGUCGACGGCUCCAAACACAAGGGUCUCGCGUGCGAGACCUACGGUGAGCUGGUGGUACGAUUGCAGACGAUUUCGCGCGGCACCAGCCAGAUGGCUCUCGACUGGGGCCAAACGCACCUGGACGACCCGGUACUGAGAUGA
Molecule: messenger RNA, 633 nt
Organism: Anopheles maculipalpis
Lineage: Eukaryota; Metazoa; Arthropoda; Insecta; Diptera; Culicidae
Gene: B9d1
Product: B9 domain-containing protein 1
Exons: 1
Coding region: 1-633 (210 amino acids)
Biological process (GO): cilium assembly
Cellular component (GO): MKS complex
Source: RefSeq, a predicted model, not a curated record